GGGCGGUCAGAGGAGUGACGGCACACGGUGCGCCGCGCGCUGCUCUCACUCCCAGCUCGGCUUCUGGUGGGUUGCCCGUCGCACGUGCAGUUUGUUGUUCGUCCACGGCGGGACUACCGGCGUCGGGAGACGCAUGCUUAAAAAGACCUGCGCGCACUUGACGCCCGCUUCGGUGAUGCCAUGCCCCGGAACCACAGCGGAGACGAAGGCGGCACCGGGCUCUGGAUGAGGACCUCACCGGGGCACCGUACCGAAGGCUACGGCUUGAAGGAUGUGGAGUCCGGCGGAAAGAUGAUGAACAACGCGGGAGACGGCUUGCUGUCGGCCCCCAGCACCGCAGGUGCUACCGGGUCCGACAACGCGAGAGGGAAGCAGGGAGCCCGGCUCAGCCUGCUGGGGAAGCCACUCUUAUACAGCACCCAGAGCGGCCGGAGAAACGUGCGCUACCGGCGGCUUCAGAACUACCUGUACAACGUGCUGGAAAGACCGAGAGCCUGGGCGUUCAUCUACCACGCGUUUGUGUUCGUCUUGGUCUUCAGCUGCCUGGUCCUCUCUGUGUUCUCCACCAUCCCGGCUCAUCAGGAAUUCUCCUCCUACUGCCUGCUCAUUCUGGAGUUUGUGAUGAUUGUGGUGUUCGGGUUGGAAUUCAUCAUCCGUAUCUGGUCAGCGGGAUGCUGCUGUCGCUACAGAGGAUGGCAGGGUCGGCUGCGCUUUGCCAGGAAGCCCUUUUGUGUCAUCGACAUCAUAGUGCUGAUAGCGUCAGUGGCGGUGGUGUCAGCAGGUAGCCAGGGCAACAUCUUUGCCACGUCAGUCCUGCGAAGCCUGCGUUUCCUGCAGAUCCUACGAAUGGUGCGAAUGGACCGAAGGGGAGGCACCUGGAAGCUGUUGGGCUCUGUAGUCUACGCACACAGCAAGGAACUGGUAACCGCCUGGUACAUCGGCUUCUUGGUCCUCAUCUUCUCUUCGUUCCUUGUCUACCUUGUGGAGAAUAAGUUCAACAAUGAGUUUGCUACGUAUGCGGAUGCCUUGUGGUGGGGCACGAUCACCCUGACAACCAUCGGCUACGGAGACAAGACACCGAAGACGUGGACGGGGCGGAUGCUGUCCGCAGGGUUCGCCCUCCUCGGCAUCUCCUUCUUUGCCUUGCCAGCUGGUAUUCUGGGUUCAGGCUUUGCCCUGAAGGUCCAGGAGCAGCACAGACAGAAGCACUUUGAGAAGAGAAGAAACCCAGCGGCCUACCUCAUCCAGUGUGUUUGGCGUAGUUAUGCGGCUGAUGAGAACUCGGUUUCCAUUGCUACCUGGAAGCCUCACUUGAAGGCGUUGCAUACCUGCAGCCCUACAAAGAAGGAGCAGGGAGAGUCGACCACAAGCCAGAAGUUGAGUUUCAAGGAGCGGGUGAGGAUGGCGAGCCCCCGAGGUCAGAGCAUCAAGAAUAGGCAGACGUCAUCAGUGAAUGACAGGCGCUCUCCGGUGGCUGACGCUGGCACAGAGGGCACCAGUCCCGCCAAGGUUCAGAAGAGCUGGAGCUUCAACGACCGCACGCGGUUCAGACCGUCGCUCCGCCUCAAGAGUCAGUCCCGCUCCACCACUGAUGCAGACUCCAACAUUACAGCAGAGGACGGUUUUGAUGAGAAGGGCUGUCACUGCGACAUCUCGGUGGAGGACUUGCAGCCCUCGGUCAAGUCUGUCAUCCGAGCUGUCAGGAUCAUGAAGUUUCAUGUAGCCAAGAAGAAGUUUAAGGAGACGCUGCGUCCGUAUGAUGUGAAGGACGUGAUCGAACAGUACUCUGCUGGUCACCUGGACAUGCUGUGCCGCAUCAAGAGCCUGCAGACCAGGGUGGACCAAAUCCUUGGGAAGGGCCAAAUUCCUCUGGAUAAGAAGAUUCGAGACAAGCUGCUUUCUGAUGGCGAUAUACUGGAGGACAUGAGCAUGCUGGGUCGCGUCUGUAAGGUGGAGCGACAGGUCCAGUCGAUUGAGUCGAAGCUGGACUCCCUGCUCGACAUUUAUCGUCAGGUUCUGCGUAAAGGCUCGUCUUCGGCCCUCACGCUUUCCUCUCUUCCCCUCUUCGAGCUGGAACAGACUUCAGACUACCACUCCUCUGUCUUCAGCAAGGACAUGUCCUGCUCCACCCAGGUCAGCAGCAGUGGAGCGCCGCCCACCAGCGGCUUCGUCACUCGCUCCUCCACCAGUUCUCAUCUUUCGCAGGGAGGACUCCAUCUCAUUCUGGGGCCCCCCAACGAGCUCAACCUCAAUCUCAAUGCCCCCUCUUCCACGCCUCCCUCUGGCCUCGCAUCAUCCUCUUUCAGCCCAUCGCCCCUGCCACAUCAUCAUCACCAUCGCCACCACCACCAUCCCCAGGCUCAGGCCACCACACCUGAAAGUGGCACUGAUGAGGCUAUGGGGAGUUCUCCACCCAUCCUCACCCCGAACAGUGUCAGCAGUUCUGGGGACAGAGGAGUAAGAGAUGGUGGGUUUCCUCUUCUGGCGAGGCUUCCACCUCCACCCCCUCCUAACCGAAGUCACGGCCCAGGCACUUUAGUGCGAACAGCCUCCAUAGAAGUAUCCCCUGACAUAGAGGACUUUUGUGGAGGUCUUGGGACACAGAUGGAGGACAGCGGUGUCAGGAAGGACCUUGGCCUUGGGUUGGGGCUCAACAGAUUGGGGCAGCAGCUCCAAGGGAACAGCAACAGCAGGCUUAGCACAAAGGAGGAGGGAUCCUGGAGGAGACAAAUGAGCUUGGAGCUGGAGCCCCUGGUGCCACCAGCGCUGGGCUGCUGCUCUGGGUCCAACGAGAUGGACCGAGGAUUGGGCAAGUCCAUGUCGGUGCAGGAUCUGAAGCAAGCAGCCCCCACCCAUCACGGCCACAGCCUGUCAUCUCCAAGCCCCAGUACAAGCAGUGACUCCCCCAUUGGCUUCCAUAGCUGCAGCCAAGAUCCUGGGGGAGGAGGGGGUGGUACAGGCAGGAGGAGUGGAGGUGGGUGGGGUGAGGAGGACCUCUUUAUCAGUGAUAGAGACAUUGAGACGCAGGGACUUGACUUCUUGUCACAGGGGUCUGCCGAGACUCCGACUUACUCCUCGGAACUCCUGAGGACAGGCGGCAGAGCCGGAGCAGGGACCCAGGGCUCAAACCGCAGUCUGGCCAGCGGUCACGCAUCCUUGCCCUCUACUGGCAGCAACGAGUUGCUGAACAUGCCACACGUACGGCUAAAAUAGACCCAGCUACAUGUCGGGAAGGCACACCAAUCUCACCUCAAA
Messenger RNA from Pelmatolapia mariae (spotted tilapia), 3255 nucleotides. Its product is annotated as potassium voltage-gated channel subfamily KQT member 5-like. Lineage: Eukaryota; Metazoa; Chordata; Actinopteri; Cichliformes; Cichlidae. The transcript is spliced from 14 exons. Gene Ontology annotation, cellular component: voltage-gated potassium channel complex; membrane. Bases 181 to 3213 code for a protein of 1010 amino acids. The record is from RefSeq and is a predicted model, not a curated record. Gene Ontology annotation, biological process: potassium ion transmembrane transport. Gene Ontology annotation, molecular function: voltage-gated potassium channel activity.